Bacidia gigantensis is the source of this 2034-nucleotide messenger RNA. RefSeq lists its product as uncharacterized. The transcript is spliced from 4 exons. Gene Ontology annotation, biological process: vacuolar transport; protein localization to membrane. The coding region runs from base 1 to 2034 and encodes 677 amino acids. The record is from RefSeq and is a predicted model, not a curated record. Gene Ontology annotation, cellular component: membrane; Golgi apparatus. NCBI's taxonomy places the organism in Eukaryota, Fungi, Ascomycota, Lecanoromycetes, Lecanorales, Ramalinaceae.
AUGGCGUGCUUUGCGAUUGCUCGUAUUAUGCUUCAGCAUAGUUAUGUGGAGAAUGAGGCUAUCCCACUCCACGUCAACAAAGUCUACUCAGAUAAUACACAACUGCAAUAUGCAUUUUACGACUUGCCCUUCGUCUGUCCUCCGACUGGUGAGAAGCAUGCAGGAUAUGCUAGCGGCCGAAGGGUCAGUCUCAACCUGGGCGAGGUGUUGAGAGGCGACAGAAUAAUGGCGUCGGAUUAUGAUCUUGCGAUGGGCCAAGACAAUGAGUGCCGAUAUCUAGGGAGCCACAAAACAGAUCGCAAGGGGGUACAAAGAGCAAGACAGCUGAUUGAGGAUGGCUACGUUACCGAGUACAUUGUAGACAAUUUGCCCGGAGCUACUUCCUUUGUGACCCCGGACAAGAGUCAGAAAUACUACGCUGCUGGCUUCAAGCUCGGCUUUAAAGAUUUCUCCCCGACGAACGGGAGGCCGCGCUACUUCAUCAAUAAUCAUUUGAUCCGGCGAAAAGGGGGGAGGGUCAUUGUUGGUUUCGAAGUUUUCCCCAAGAGUAUUGAGGCAGGUCACAGGGAUAGAGAUGGAUGUCCACAGGAUGUUCACGGCGAUAAUGAAGGCAUGGAGCUUUAUCUUACCCAGAACUCUACAAUCGCCGCAAGGGACUUCCCCCAUUCCUCAGAUCAAUUGCCAGAAGAGGAAGUGAGUGAUGGGAUGACGCUGAACAUCCCUUACUCUUAUUCCGUGUACUACAGGGAAGACAACAAGAUUGAGUGGUCGCGAAGGUGGGACCCUUAUUUCAACAAUCAAGAAGAAGGCAACAGCAUCCAUUGGCUCGCAAUAAUCAAUUCCCUUGUCAUAAGCUCUCUCUUGACGGCAGUCGUGGUGAUGAUAUUUGCAAAGACUAUCAUCGGAGACGUGCGCGGACGGUCAAAAGACGGCAGCGCCGAAGAAGGCAGGGUCAAAUUGAAGUCAAGACCACCAAAACUUCGGUCAAAACCCUUGCACGAAAAGAGUGCAGGCUUGCUGGAGCAAAAGAGCGAAAACGAGGAAGGCGAUAACUCCUCUGACGAUGAAUUUGUUGAAGAUGUCAGUGGCUGGAAACAGCUGCAUGGAGAUGCUUUUCGCUCUCCUCAUUACGCUGGCCUUCUGCCGCCAUUGAUAGGCUCAGGGUCUCAGCUAGUCUUUAUGGCCUUCGGUCUAUUGAUUUUGAGUACACUGGGCGUUCUCAACCCAAGUUUUCGCGGCGGCUUCGUCAGCGUAGGCGUGGGCCUCUUUAUCUUCGCUGGCCUCGUCUCGGGUUACUUCUCUGCUCGUCUCUACAAAACCUUCAAUGGCUCUGACUGGCGUCGCAACACACUUCAAACGGCUCUGCUCUUCCCUGGCGCUCUCUUCACCACUCUCUUCGUGCUGAAUCUGUUCGUUUGGGCGCAAGCCUCGAGCACCGCAUUACCAUUCGGCACUCUUGUUGGCAUUGUCGCCCUUUGGUUGCUCGUACAAUUACCUCUGGUCUAUGUUGGAAGCUGGUAUGGCGAACAUUAUUCCAAGCCAUAUGAUCACCCGACCAAAACUAGCAAAAUACCAAGGCAGAUACCAGGACAGCCUUGGUACACGACGCCAGCUUACAGUGUUCUGCUUGCUGGACUUGUGCCCUUCGCAGUCAUCUUCAUCGAGCUCCUAUUUGUCUUUCGAAGUAUCUGGCAGGACAAGUCUGGGUAUUAUUAUGUCUUCGGCUUCCUUUCCGUAGUCUCCUUUGUCAACAUUGUCACCGUGAUUGAGGUGACUAUUGUUUCAACUUACGUUCAGCUCUGUGCGGAAAAUUAUCACUGGUGGUGGCAGAGCAUAUUCACUGGAGCUGGUUCUGCAGUGUGGAUUUACAUUUAUUGUGUAUGGUUUUAUUGGACCAAGUUGAACAUACAGGGGCUCAUAAGCGGGCUGUUAUUCUUCUCUUAUUGCGGGUUGGGGUGUGCGGUAUAUGGGCUAUUAAUGGGGACGGUGGGAUUCAUAACGGCCUAUACAUUUGUGAGGAGAAUAUAUGCGUGA